AUGGCGGACGCCCUCUGUGGCCCCUCCAAUCCGCUCCAGAACCUCCAGAAACACAGCCAGGCCGAUCGAACCCUGCAACAAGACCGUCUGGUCGGACUCAGACAGUCUCCUGGACAGGGCUUUCGUACCGCCGACCCCAGAGCAGGCUCGCUUGAUGCCGAAUUCCAUGCCUUCGAAAAUGCAGCACCCAGCCCGUUCCAACUCCAGCAGCCCGAGUUUUCUGCGCCCCAGCAACCCGUCUUCCAUCCGCAAGCAUCGGGAGCAGCGCCAGGAUGGGCUGCGGACUUCAAGCGGUUGAGUCUCAACAAUUCACCUGUGCCGGCAGGACAAUUUCGAACCGAAGCUCCUCUGGUCAGGUCAGCCCCGGGAGGAUGGCAGAAUGAAUUCAUGCGGCAGAGAUCAGGCGCCGGCACGCCAGUGGCCCAGGGAAAGCAGGUGGUCCGAGAUCUGCCGCCGCAGCAGAUGAUGAACAUGAACACGAAUACCAGCAUGUUCGCCAGCCAGUCAUCGAUGAUGAACUACUCGCAACCGAUGUAUCAAGGCACGGGGGCAUAUGGUGCGAGUUCAAUGGCAGGACUAGGACAGCAACAAUACACGCAGACGUCGAUGACGAUCGAGGAACAGUAUGCCGAAGGGCAAAUGUCGCAUGAGGAUUACGAAGCUGCAUUUGCUGAGGCCGUGGCGCAUGCGCAAGAGAUGGACCAGCAGCAAUUGCCCCAGCAGGAAGAGACAGCACAAAGCCUAGAACAGCUGGCGGAGAUGAACCAGACGGAGUUGCCCAGAAUCGGCUCGGACGCCAUCAACUACCGAGAACAGGUGGAGCGGACAGCGGACCAGGACACCCGUGACGCCGACGAGCUGGCUCGUACGGCUGGGCUGCUGUUGAACAGUGUCCAGCACGACAUGAGCACGAAGUUCCAGAACUCACAGUUCCUAGACCUGAUGCGUCGCAUCCGCGACCGUGAAGUGAAGGUUCAGGAUAACGACUUACAGACAGUGGGCCAGGGUCAGGGUCAGGGUCAGGGUCAGGCGUCAACAAGCACUAUGUCUACGUCCCAGUCGCAGCCGACAACGGCAGAAGCCUUCUCGUCUAUGGAUGGGCAGAACAGGCAGCAGCAGACCUCACAAUUCCAGUUCCCAGACAUGGACAAUGUCUAUGCCCCGGACUCGAACACGCAAAUGACAGACGACGAAGCCUUGGAUUCGAAUCUAACUGCCGCCGCCGCAGCAAGAUUUCGCUCGCCAUAUACAACUUACGGCUUCGAGGAUGAUCAGUACCCAGCCAUGCAGCCGCAGAACCAGAUGGACGCUCUUCACCCGGGCGGUAAAUGGUAUCCGGACCAAAGCCCUCGGCUGCAGCGAGUCGAGAUGGAGACGGAGAUGUCUGGAGCCAUUCCCAGCGGGCAAGCCGAUGGUGAUGACGGAGCAGGAUUAGAGAGGAUGAUCUCCGCAAGUGAUUUUGAUUAUCUUGAUGAAAGUGCCGGUCUCUCUAGACGGUUUGUCCGAGGAGGUGAGACGGGUGCUUGA
Capronia coronata CBS 617.96 is the source of this 1527-nucleotide messenger RNA. RefSeq lists its product as uncharacterized. Gene Ontology annotation, cellular component: peroxisomal membrane; cytosol. The transcript is spliced from 2 exons. NCBI's taxonomy places the organism in Eukaryota, Fungi, Ascomycota, Eurotiomycetes, Chaetothyriales, Herpotrichiellaceae. Gene Ontology annotation, biological process: protein import into peroxisome matrix, docking. The coding region runs from base 1 to 1527 and encodes 508 amino acids. The record is from RefSeq and is a predicted model, not a curated record.